AUGUGUUCUAUCGUGCAGUCGGCAACAGGUGGUUACGACGGAUCGAUGCUCAAUGGCCUCAAUAUCCUUCCCUUAUAUACCGAUUAUUUUGAAUUGAACAACGUCACAAAAGGUUUAAAUACUGCCUCUGUGUCAAUCGGCGGGUUUAUAGGUCCUUUGGUAUCUGGUAUUGCAGCUGACCGACUUGGUCGACGGCCAGCUAUUUUUUGGGGCUCAUGUUUAACGAUCCUUGGAAUCAUAGUCCAGACUGCAGCACAGAAUAUUGCCAUGGAGGAUCAUAAUAGGGCUUGGAAGUGCUAUAACCGGGGUUUCAGGAGGGGUAUAUUUGACCGAGGCGUUUCCUAUGAGUAUUCCGAAUAUGAGGAACCGGAACCGCGAUUUAACUUGGGAUAUAGUAUUGGGGCCUUGAUUGCAGCAGGGGUUACUCUCGGUACUGGCCAGUGGCUUUCGACUUGGGCAUGGAGAGCUCCAUCUCUCUUCCAGGCAAUAUUCUCAUUGCUCUGCAUACUAACUCUCCCAUUCAUCCCCGAGUCACCGCGCUGGCUAGUACAACAAGGACAUUACGAAGAAGCAAGACUUUCUGUUGCCCAGACAAAUUCCCACAGUGAAAUUUCGGAUCCCGUUGUCGUUGCAAUAUUCAAAGAAAUUGUCGAUACUUUGAAAUGGGAACGUGAAGAAGGUCAUGGUAUAAGCCCGAUCGAGAUUCUCAAGAGGCCGGUGAUCAGAAAACGACUACUUGUUGGAAUAUCAGCAGGCCCGUUUUCCUGCAUUGCAGGAAAUGUAAUUGCAUCCUACUAUUUAGGCUCUGAGCUUGACACUGCCGGGAUUACAGAUACUAAAGAUCAACUCAAGGCG
Penicillium cosmopolitanum is the source of this 855-nucleotide messenger RNA. Its product is annotated as hexose carrier protein. Lineage: Eukaryota; Fungi; Ascomycota; Eurotiomycetes; Eurotiales; Aspergillaceae. The annotation marks the transcript as partial. The transcript has 5 exons. Gene Ontology annotation, biological process: carbohydrate transport; transmembrane transport. Gene Ontology annotation, molecular function: carbohydrate:proton symporter activity. Gene Ontology annotation, cellular component: membrane. The record is from RefSeq and is a predicted model, not a curated record.